Molecule: messenger RNA, 1239 nt
Organism: Bathycoccus prasinos
Lineage: Eukaryota; Viridiplantae; Chlorophyta; Mamiellophyceae; Mamiellales; Bathycoccaceae
Product: cobalamin synthesis protein P47K
Exons: 1
Coding region: 1-1239 (412 amino acids)
Cellular component (GO): cytoplasm
Source: RefSeq, a predicted model, not a curated record
AUGAAUGAGACACAAAAGAAUAAAGUGGUCCCGAUAACUGUCCUCACCGGUUUCCUCGGUUCUGGGAAAACCACUCUGGUGAACCACAUUUUACACUCGAAUCAAACUGAACUUCACGGGUUGAAAAUAGCCGUCAUUUUGAACGAAUUCGGAACGGAUUUAGGCAUCGAAAAGAAGAUGAUGUUACCAUUCACGACAACCACAGAAACGCAAGAACAACGAGAUGGAUGGGUAGAACUCGAUAACGGGUGCGUCUGCUGCACCGUGAAAGGGUCGCUCAUACAAACGAUCGAAAAACUGAUGAAGAUGGAGAAGAAGAAGAAGAAGAAGAAGAAUGAAUUUGUUGUUCAGACACGAAGCGAAGAAGUGAAAGAAGAAGCGAAAGAAGACGAAGACGAAACGAAAGCGUUCGAUUACAUUUUACUGGAAACGACCGGAUUAGCGAAUCCAGGACCGAUAUGUGGCGAGUUAUGGGUAGACGACGCUUUGUUGGAAGACAACAUGGAAAAUGCGGCGGUGUUAGAUUCAGUCGUCUGCGUCGCGGACGCGAAAAACAUCGAGAGGCAGUUGGAGGAACACGUCGAGGCGCGAGAACAAAUAGCGUACGCGGAUGUGAUUGUUUUGAAUAAAGCAGAUUUAGUCGAGACAGAGGAAGAAUUGAGAAGGAUACGAGAGAAACUGGAGAGUAUAAAUGCGGACGCGAAGUUGGUCGUCAGUGAACGGUCGAAAGUGGAUUUGUCCCAAGUCUUGGAUCAGAAGAGUUAUAAAGGAAACGUAAAGAGUCGAUUGAUGAAAGAAACGAAGGAAACGACGACGACGAAAAGGUUUUUCGCAAAAGGCGCGAAAGAUUUAGCCAUGCGAAUAGAAGAAAGUAGUAAAAGUAGUAACAGCAAUAGUAUUAUUAGUAAACACGACGAAACGAUCACGACGGUGUGCUUAACCGCGAAAGGUUUCGUCGAUAAGGAAAAGUUUGAAAACUGGAUCGAGGAUUUGCUUUGGGAGAAGAGGAACGAACCAAACGGCGCGGACGUCUUGCGGUGUAAAGGGAUACUGAAGUGCAAAAGUAAAAGCGAUGCGCCGCCACUUAUUUUACAAGGCGUGCGAGAUGUUUACGAAAUAACGGAUGGUUUCGACGGGUUAAAACUCCAAGAGGACGGAUUAAGUAAAGUCGUCCUCAUCGGACGGCGGUUGCGUUUGGACGAGUUACGCGUAGGUUUUGAAAGUUGCUUUUUCCUUUGA